AUGAGCGGACUGCGUCGACCACUCGUGGCGCAGGCGUGCCGGAUAUCCGUUAGAAAUGCGGGAAGAAUUCGAGUGACCCAUGUUAAAUAUCUUUCAAACAGUCCGACGAGCUGGAACGCCGCCAAGACGGCUGCGCCAGAGGUUAAACCAAAGAAGAAGCGUAGAUUUAUUCGAACAACUUUGGUUUAUUCCACCCUGUUGGUCCUGAUGGGCUACGCUGUGGGCACGGCUGCAGCCGUCAAUGACGAGCGAGCGCACGACUGGUUCACCGAGCAUGUACCAUUUGGGGAAGAGAUUGUCGACUUUGCAGAGUCACAGGGCUUCGUAGGCGGUCUGCCUCGUGCGGCUCCAACCCAAGCAGUCUCGCCCCGACGGCAGCGUCCAACCCCUUCGUCACCUUCAGAGCCUCGUCCAGAGCCUCCAAAGAAACAUGAAAAGGUCGAAGCAUUCAAGUCUAGGGUCGAGGAGCGUGUCAAGGAGAAAAAGGAGCGUAUUAAGAAUGUCGCAGCGCAGCUAGGUACCCAUACGGAAAAAGGAGAACCACGAGAAUUGCCACCGACGCAUAUAUCACGAACUCUGCCUGCACCACUUCCUCCUGCUCAUUACUCGCCCGGUGUAGAGGACCUUGUAGCAGAGGUCAAGGGCGUGCUCAAGGGAGACCCAAUCGUCUUCCCUCCUCCGGCGCCUGAACCGGCCAAGCCAGCCGCUAAGGAGGAAGAACCGCAUCCCCCUGCCGCUCCUCAGGUAGAGAUGGAGCCCCCACCGGAACCGCCCAAGGGCAAGCAGUGGUACGAAGGCCCGCCGCUCCCACUCGGCUUUGAGCCACCUCCAGGAUACGCAAUCAAACCUCCAAGAAAGGUGCCAAAGUCGACUGCUGGCUUGAUCCUCGUCGCUCCAUCUGUUGCAGAAUUUACUGCUUCGGAGCCGCUCUUGAGCGAAUUGGCAGGAACGGUUGACAAUCUUGCCAAAUACCUCGAGGAGAAUCCAAAGGCAGAGAGGAGCGUGAACAAGAUACUUGAAGUUGCCAAGGACGACAUUGCUCAUUUGGGCCAGAAAAUCGAGACGAUUCAAAAGGAAUCAAAGGAACAGCUGGAAGCACAUCUAGAAAAGCAGAAAAAGGAGUACUCACUCAAGCUUCUUGAGGCCGAACUCAGCGCCCAGGACAAACUGGAUUCACAAGACGAGGAAUGGCGCAAGUACUUUGAGCAAGAACGUCUUUCGCUCCUCCAGAAGUACCAAGAGAAGCUUGAUAGCGAGCUUGAGGCGCAGAAGGCGCUUAUCAAUGCCCGUCUCAAAGAAGAGGUCAUCGCCCAAGGCAUUGAACUGCAACGUAGAUGGAUUCGCGACGUCCAGCUUCACGUCGAGGAGGAGCGAGGGGGUCGACUAGCCAAACUCGAGGAAGUGGCGACCGGCUUGAAAAAGUUGGAGCGCCUGACACUGGACAAUGCAAACUAUCUCGAUGAGAAUCUACGGCUGCAUGCCGUGUGGUCUGCCCUUCGUGCUCUGACCAACGCUACCGUCGACUCUCCUACUCGCAAGCCAUUCCGUGACGAGUUGCACGUUCUCAAGAGCGUUGCCAGUGCCGCUGGAACCGCUGACGAUGCCAUGGUUGCUGCUCUUGAAUCCUUGGAAAAAUCGGAUGCUCCAGAUGUCGGGCUAGAGCCCCUUGCAGAUUUGACCGCCUGGUUCACGACCAGCGUCGCCCCUCGCGUCAACUCGGUAUCCCUCGUCCCCGAAUACGGCGGAGGCGUCCUCAUUCAUCUCGCUUCGAGUCUCAUCUCGAGCUUCCGCUUUAGACGGACGGGAUUAGUCGAGGGUGACGACGCCCUGAGUAGGAUGGCGCGGGCAGAGUAUUACCUAAACGAAAAGGAUCUCGACAGUGCCACUCGUGAGCUCAACCAGCUUCAAGGUCCGGCGAAAGAGUUGUUGGCGGAUUGGCUCGCGGCUGCGAGACGGCGUUUGGAGGUUCAACAGGCGUUGGAGGUUGUUCAGGCUCAGGCGACGCUCUCUUCGUUGCUCGUUUUAUAG
This is a messenger RNA of Serendipita indica DSM 11827, 2028 nucleotides long. NCBI's taxonomy places the organism in Eukaryota, Fungi, Basidiomycota, Agaricomycetes, Sebacinales, Serendipitaceae. The record is from the annotation of a GenBank genome assembly.